AUGGCUCCGGCCCUCCUCACCGCCGUCUCAGUCCUCCUCGCUUUGGCUGGCGACACAAGCGCCAAGUCAUUUCAACUGGCCGAAACAAUCGACAAAGACAACUUUUUUAGCAAAUUUGACUUCUUGACAAAGGGCCGAGGUCAUCUUCCAUUUGAUGAUAAUGGGUCCUUUGUGAGAUACCAAGACAAAACGAAUGCGCGCAAGAAGAACAUCACCAGGAUUCAACCAAAUGGUGACAUUUACCUAGGGGUUGACCACGAAAAUGUCAUAGAUCCAACGGGACAGGGUGGGCGUGAUACCUUCAGGAUCGAGUCGCAAAAGUCGUACAAGCAUGGUCUCUUCAUCGCGCGAUUCAGCCAUUUGCCUCGAGCAGUGUGCGGCACUUGGCCAGCUUUUUGGACUCUCGGCGAUGGAGCGUGGCCAAGUCCCGGCGAGAUCGACCUCUACGAAGGUUGGAAUUUGAAUACAUACAACAAGCCCACGAUUCACGUUGGAACCCCAUCCGAGGUCGGCAAUUGCAAUUUGGAUCUCACAGAGCAGGGGGCGAGAGUUCUUGCGCAAGAUUGCGACAACAUUGCCACCAGCCACGCCAGCGGCCAGGGCUGCCAAACGGAAGAAAAGGACAACAGCAUCUGGGCUUCGUCCACCGGUGGCAUCCAGGCUCUUCUGUGGACGAAUGACGAAAUCAAGAUUUAUACCUGGCCCCAUGGCACAGAGCCGGACAAGCUUGACGAGGACGAGAUCGACACUGAUUCGUGGACAAAUCCGUCGAUGCACCUGAGAUCGAGAUUGUGCAACAUUGACAAGGCGUUUCAAAGCCAGAAAAUCAUGUUUGACAUUGCUUUCUGUGGCAAUCCAGCGGGGACGGUAUUCUGGAACGUGCCGGACCACGUGGGCGAGGAAACCUGCCACGCGAAGACUAAGGGACUGACAUGCGAGGCCUUCGUGGCCGAAAAUCCUAGCGCUUUCAAGGAUGUCAAUUUUCAGAUCCGGGACAUUCGGUACUUUGAGCUCAAACCGGAGACCAAGUCGUUGGGUUCUUUAGCGAUGAGAAUACUUCCGAGCCCGGCUCAGGUUCCUUCCGCCGUCUCGCAUCCUGGAAAGUCAGCUUCCAACGCGAGUAGAUCCGAUAUGGAAUCUGCCGGUGCGUCUACAUAUGUUACUCCGCCCUCGAAAGUUGGCAAUACGACUCAAAGAAUAUGGAAGUUCACCAAGCAGAACGGGGUCCUCAUCGGCCAAACGCCAACCUUCCGAUGCCGGUUCGGCUUCGAGCAAGAAUGCCACGAAAACGCUGUCGACGUUGACUCCAGGAACAAAAGAAGCCGAGGCUUCGUCGGCACUCACGAGAGGCCCCGCAGCCUCGACGUUGAAGACAAACGCCACGGACGGCUCGUCGAACCUCGCGCGAGUUUCGUGGACCAAACUCCGGUCCUGGAGUUCAAGCUCGGUUGCGACUUCGAAAGCCGCUGA
Molecule: messenger RNA, 1470 nt
Organism: Hirsutella rhossiliensis
Lineage: Eukaryota; Fungi; Ascomycota; Sordariomycetes; Hypocreales; Ophiocordycipitaceae
Product: beta-1,3-endoglucanase
Exons: 6
Coding region: 1-1470 (489 amino acids)
Biological process (GO): glucan catabolic process
Molecular function (GO): hydrolase activity, hydrolyzing O-glycosyl compounds
Source: RefSeq, a predicted model, not a curated record